AUGUCAGAAAUCUUUUUAAGACAAUGGAUUGUUUCACACAGAAUGGAGAUGUGGCUUCUGAUUCUGGUGGCGCAUUUGUUCCAGAGAAAUGUGAAUUCAGGACACAUGCCAACUAAAGCCGUGGACCCAGAAGCAUUCAUGAAUAUUAGUGAAAUCAUCCAACACCAAGGCUAUCCUUAUGAGGAGUAUGAAGUCACAACAGACGAUGGAUACAUCCUUUCUCUUAAUAGAAUUCCUCAAGGCCAAGGGCAAAUUAAAAGAACAGGUCCGAGGCCUGUGGUGUUACUGCAGCAUGGCCUGCUUGGAGAUGCUAGCAACUGGAUUUCCAACCUACCCAACAACAGCCUGGGCUUCAUUCUGGCGGAUGCUGGUUGUGACGUAUGGAUGGCAAACAGCCGGGGAAACAUGUGGUCUCGGAAACACAAAACCCUCAACGUAGACCAAGAUGAGUUCUGGGCUUUCAGUUAUGAUGAGAUGGCUAGUCUUGACCUUCCUGCAGUGAUAAACUUUAUUUUGCAGAAAACGAACCAGGAAAAGAUCUAUUAUGUCGGCUAUUCACAGGGCACCACCAUGGGCUUCAUCGCGUUUUCCACCAUGCCAGAGCUGGCUGAGAAAAUCAAAAUGAAUUUUGCUCUAGCUCCUAUAGCCACGGUCAAAUAUACAAAAAGCCCUGUAACCAAAUUUUUAUUGCUGCCAGAUAUGAUGCUCAAGGGGUUGUUGGGCAGGAAAGAAUUCCUGUACCAGUACAGAAUGAUCAGACAGCUUCUUCCCUACCUUUGUGGCCAGAUGAUAAUUGAUCAGAUCUGUAGUAAUAUCAUACUACUUAUGGGCGGAUUUAAUGUAAACAACAUGAAUAUGAGCCGAGCAAAUGUAUAUGUUGCCCAUACUUUUGCGGGAACAUCUGUGCAAAAUAUCCUGCACUGGAGCCAGGCAAUGAAUUCUGGGGAGCUCCGGGCAUUUGACUGGGGAAGUGAGACCAAGAACCUGGAGAAAAGCAAGCAGCCAACACCUAUAAGAUAUAACGUUAGAGAAAUGAGGGUCCCUACAGCAAUGUGGACUGGGGGUCAAGACUGGCUUUCAAACCCUGAAGAUGUGAAAGCAUUGCUCUCUGAAGUGACCAACCUCAUCUACCACAAGAACAUUCCUGAAUGGGCUCACGUGGAUUUCAUCUGGGGUCUUGAUGCUCCUCAUCGUAUGUACAGUGAAAUCAUACAUCUGAUAAAGCAGGAAGAACUCGACUUCUCCCAGGGAACAUGUGAGGGCAGGUUGUGA
Messenger RNA from Elephantulus edwardii (Cape elephant shrew), 1272 nucleotides. RefSeq names its product lipase, family member M (gene LIPM). Lineage: Eukaryota; Metazoa; Chordata; Mammalia; Macroscelidea; Macroscelididae. The transcript is spliced from 9 exons. The record is from RefSeq and is a predicted model, not a curated record. Bases 1 to 1272 code for a protein of 423 amino acids. Gene Ontology annotation, biological process: lipid metabolic process. Gene Ontology annotation, molecular function: hydrolase activity, acting on ester bonds.